Messenger RNA from Cynoglossus semilaevis (tongue sole), 2386 nucleotides. RefSeq names its product KAT8 regulatory NSL complex subunit 1-like (gene kansl1l). Gene Ontology annotation, molecular function: histone acetyltransferase binding. NCBI's taxonomy places the organism in Eukaryota, Metazoa, Chordata, Actinopteri, Pleuronectiformes, Cynoglossidae. The record is from RefSeq and is a predicted model, not a curated record. The transcript has 11 exons. The coding region runs from base 475 to 2361 and encodes 628 amino acids. Gene Ontology annotation, cellular component: NSL complex.
AAUACUUGUUUUUAAGACGAAAAAAUACGCAUAUAUUUAAGAUAAAAGUCGUACUUCACAGUGAUUUUUAUUUGGCGGAAAUAUAUUAUACUACAGUUUAAAACGUUUACAUUUUAUGAGUUAAAACCAGGUAUAAAAACGAUCUACUUUACUUUGAAGCAUUUUUUCCGAGCUUGUGGAGAGCUCCUGAAAGCAUCACAAAUGUGGUCCAAUGGCUUAAUCUCUCUCUCCAUCCCUCCCUCACUCCCUCACUCUCUCACUCACUCUCAGUUUCAACACCCAGCACAGCUCCACAAUUUUCGCUGUUAAACAAUUCAGGAAAACAAGGUGAAUUCGUUUUUCCGUUUUAUUUAUUCGUUAUCGCUAAUUAUUGGAAGUAUUGGAAAAAACAGAAAUGUUUUUUUCGAGUGUAUUCGGACGGACGUCGACGUUAGGUUUGCCUCUCAACACCACUGCUGUGCUCAGGUGCAGUCUAUGAAGACCACUUUCUUCAAUUUCUCCGACAUCAGUUUUUUUGUUGUUGUCACAGUUAUGGCUCCAGCUUUGACCAAAAUAGUGAGAGAAGGUCAAAGCCUUCUUCUUGCCUCACCUCCUCCUUUUGGAGGUGUUGACUCAGAAGGUAGAGCUGUGUCUAGCACUAAGCUGGAGCCUGACAUCAUAUCUACAGGGGACAAUGGCCAACUGAUGAUGAUGGGCUUGAAUAGUUCCUCCUUUUCCUCUUUGGAAUCCUUUUCACCUUUAAAUUUCUUGAACCCUACCCCUGCCAACCCUUCGCCUUCCUCACAUCAGAAAAAAUCUGUCAGCCAGGUGUUCCUCCUCAGCCCCCUCAGUGUCCCGUUCUCCAGUGAAAACCAGAGAGGUUCUCAACAGGAGGUUGCCUUUUCACCAGGUGCACAUGACACGUUCUCAGGCACCGUCCUUCAGCACAAUAGCCAGGAAGCUCGUUUCCCUGAGGGCCUCGGUUCUUCACAGAAACGCUGGCCAGAUGGAGUUGAUGUACAUUCACCUUCAGAUUCCGUUGAGAAAAUUAAGUUCUGUGAUUAUAGUCAAGCUGUUGCAUCUCCAGAGAAGACAGUGUUACAAGAUGACGGAACCAGAUUGCGCUGUCCUCCUCCAGCGUCAGUACAUAUCUGCAGUGACAGGUGGAAUUCUCAGCAGCUGCCAGGGAAAUCUGUGCCGAAGGAGGAAGUCGUAAGAGAGCAGGAAGGAAGACGCAGUCGAGGUCAGAGAUUGGUGACUCCAAACAACACAUCGUAUCCUUCUUCACGUUUGUGCGUCCAGGGCUAUGACACCACAGCCAGCAGCAGCUCUGACUAUGAACAGGUGGAGGAGUUGGAUGGGGAUGGAGGUCAGCGCGAGACCACCACUGUGUCUGACGUCAGCGUUUCCAGCGGUGGCAUCAGCAGGAGCAUCAGCAGCAGCAGCUGUGAGCAGCAGUGGCUGGAGGAGAGGGCAGAGUUGGGUAGCAGGUGGAGCUGGCUGCAGCAGCGUUUGUCCAACCUAGAGAGGUGGAUACGACGAGUGGAGGAGCUCCGUAAGCAACUCCGCUCUGUCAAAGGUCGUGUGGUGUUUGCGCCCCCUCAGGAUUUGUCAGAGCGGCACAGUGAUGCUGAAUCCUGCAGCCCCACACGCAUGCUUCACAACAUGGAGAAGCAGAGUCUCCUGGUGUCAAGUCUGAUUCCUCCACUGGGGUUUUCACCGCCAUCUGAACACACACAGACCUGUAGAGUGAGGGAAAGUAUUAUAAGUGGUCUGAAAGGCAGCGACACAUUCGUGCCUGGAGGCACGAAGAGGAGAAAAACAGGGAGCAGGAGGCAGUCGUGGUCUGGCGUGUCAAGAGGUUGUGCCAGAUCCCGACCUUUGCUCUUAUACCACAGACGUAUACUGUUUACUUUCAACACCAGCGGCAGCAGCAGUAGUCACCUGACCUCCUCCUCUGAUCCACUUCGCGUCUCCUGUUGUAACUAUUACUGCAGCUCCAGCUCAUCUCCAUCCUCAAGGAAACAAAGAUUUAAAUCUCACCCUGAUAUCAAAAAGGAAAGACAUCGUAAACCCAGAGAUGUUGUUCUGUCACCAAUGAAGAGUCAUCACAGAAGAGAGAAAAGGAGUCGCAAAAAAAAGCAGCAGCUGCAAGAAAUCCUCACUCCACGGUGGCGACUUGUGUCCACACAGCUGGUGAUGGAGAAGAAGUCAGAUGAUGAGGAAGGUCAGGCUGAAGAUCUCAGUGAUGAAGCCUUUGCCCGGAGGCACUGGGCUCUGGAACAGAGGGAGAAGCUGCGCUGGUCGACCUGGGAUGAGAGAAAAAGCUGCAGGCGUCCUACAAGCCUGAGAGUUCCUGGAAACCAACAGUGUUUCCUUUAGAGGACAAGGAAGAGGAAAGGGAGAA